Miscanthus lutarioriparius is the source of this 2415-nucleotide messenger RNA. The record is from the annotation of a GenBank genome assembly. NCBI's taxonomy places the organism in Eukaryota, Viridiplantae, Streptophyta, Magnoliopsida, Poales, Poaceae.
AUGGCGCAGCAACCGGGCGGCCCAGGCGGGGAGGAGGAGGAGGAGGAGGUGGAAGCAGGGGGCCGGCAUCGGCAGCAUCAGCAGCGGAGGAACGACGACGAGGCGUGGCAGCGGUGGGCGGUGCUGGUGGCGACGGUGUGGAUCCAGGCGCUGACAGGGACCAACUUCGACUUCUCGGCCUACUCGUCGGCGCUCAAGUCGUCGCUGGGGGUCUCCCAGGAGGCGCUCAACUACCUGGCGACGGCGUCGGACCUGGGCAAGGCGCUGGGGUGGUCGUCGGGCCUGGCGCUGCUCCACAUGCCGCUCCACGCCGUGCUCAUGGUCUCCGCCGCCAUGGGGCUCGCCGCCUACGCCGUGCAGUACUACUGCCUGGUCGCGUCCGUCGCCGUCCCCUACCCUCUGGUGUUCUUGGUCUGCUUGAUAGCAGGGUGCAGCAUCUGCUGGUUCAACACAGUAUGCUUUGUUCUCUGCAUACGCAGCUUCUCUGCAAACAACCGCUCCCUGGCCCUCUCCCUAUCAAUAAGCUUCAACGGGCUCAGCGCUGCCUUCUACACUCUCUUUGCGAAUGCCCUAUCCCCUUCCUCCCCAGCUGUAUACCUCCUCCUCAAUGCAAUCCUCCCUUUUGGUGUCUCUAUUCUUGCACUCCCAGCAAUCCUCCUCUGCCACACAAAUGACAGCCACCUCCAAAGUGCGCCCAGGCAUGACAGGCGUGUCUUCCUCGGUCUCUACAUCCUCGCAUUCAUCACCGGCAUAUAUCUGGUGGUCUUUGGAUCUUUCACCGCAACCGGCUCUACUGCAUGGGUCAUCCUCACAGGUGCCAUGGUCCUCCUCGCCCUCCCUCUCAUCAUCCCUGCCUGCUCCAGUUGCUCAUAUGUGGAUACAGAUGGCCCUGACCCUGCAUCGCCACUAAACCAUGAUGAUCCACAUAAGCCACUCCUAAUCAGUAACAAUCAUCAGAUGGAGUCCAAUGCGAUGGUGCAAAAACCAAUGGAGCACCAGACGCAGGGCAAUUGUUGUGGAACAAUAGUGGGCAAGGGCCACCUGGCGGCGCUCGGUGAAGAACAUAGUGCAAAGAAGCUCAUUCGGUGUGUGGACUUCUGGCUCUACUACACAGCCUACUUCUGUGGAGCCACUGUUGGCCUGGUAUACAGCAACAACUUGGGGCAGAUUGCGCAGUCAUUGCAACAGCAGUCACAGCUCACCAUGCUACUUGCUGUCUACUCAUCCUGCUCCUUCUUCGGUCGUCUUCUUUCUGCACUACCUGACAUCCAUCACAGGAAGGUGUCACUUGCUCGCACAGGGUGGCUUGCUGCUGCAUUGGUCCCCAUGCCAAUGGCCUUUUUCCUUAUGUGGAACCAACAAGAUGCAAGCACCCUGGUAGCAGGAACAGCACUAGUUGGCCUAAGCUCAGGGUUCAUCUUUGCUGCAGCAGUGUCAGUGACCUCCGAGCUCUUUGGACCAAAUAGCGUUGGGGUGAAUCACAACAUCCUAAUCACCAAUAUCCCACUGGGCUCACUCCUCUAUGGCCAGAUUGCUGCCAUGGUAUACGAUGGAAAUGGCCAAAAGAUGACAGUAAUGGAUAACAGCACUGGCAUUGUUGACACCAUGAUUGUGUGCAUGGGGAUGAAGUGCUACUCAACCACCUUCUUCUUGUGGGCUUGCAUCACAUUUCUGGGGUUAGCAUCAAGCAUAGUUCUAUUCAUAAGAACAAAGCCAGCUUAUGCUAGUGCUGCUAGUUGGUCAAGUUGUAAUUCGCCGCGGUCAUGUACAGCGGGAAGAAGUCGUCCAGCGACGGUGGCGGUGGCCACAAGUCUUCUUCCAAGGGCUCGUCGUCGCCAGCCAAAGGCAAGUCCAGCGGCGGGUCGGACUCGGACUCGGAAUCAGAAUCGGAACCAGGACUCGAAGACGGAUCUGAAGGCCGUGUCCAAGAGCAUCAAGGCGAUGUGUUCGCAGACAGACUACACGGACGCGUGCGAGAAGAGCCUUGGCAAGGUCGCGAACGCCAGCUCGUCGUCGCCCAAGGACAUCGUCCGCAGUGCCGUGGAGGUGAUCGGCGACGCGAUCAGCCAGGCGUUCGACCGCGCGGACCUGAUCCUGAGCAACGACCCGCGUGUGAAGGCCGCCGUCGCCGACUGCAAGGAGGUGUUCGCGGACGCCAAGGACGACCUCAACAGCACGCUCAAGGGCGUCGACGACAAGGACGGCAUCGCCAAGCAGAGCUACCAGCUGCGCAUCUGGCUUAGCGCAGUGAUCGCGAACAUGGAGACGUGCGUAGAAGGGUUCCCCGACGAUGAGUUCAAGGCCAAGGUGAAGGAGUCGUUCACUGACGGGAGUUCAAGGCCCAGGCGGUGGCACCCAGCAUGCCUGCCUGCUUGCCCGGUACAGCCACGUUACAUGUCCAGCAUCAGUACAUAA